UGUGUCUGGAAAUUCGUACUCCAUCAUGCCAGCGGGAAAUCAUAGCAUUGUGACUGAAUUCGUCCUUACUGGAUUCCCUGGACUUCAUCCAGAGUAUCAAGGCAUUGCCUCUGCUGUAUUGUUCAUCGUUUAUUUCUUAACUUUGACAGGCAACUCUAUGAUUAUUUUUUUAUUUGCAACCGACCACAGCCUUCAUAAGCCUAUUUAUUAUAUAAUUCUUAAUCUAUGUGCAUGUGACAUUCUCUUUAGCACAACCACUUUACCUAAAAUCAUCAGUAAAUAUUGGUUUCAAUCAGGGACUAUUUCAUUCACUGCUUGCUUUGUCCAAAUGUACUUUGUUCACUAUCUUGGCUCAGUGAAUUCCUAUAUUCUCUUCCUAAUGGCUUUAGAUAGGUAUUUGGCUAUCUGUCAUCCUCUCAGAUAUCCACUUCUUCUUAAAAACUCCACAAUCUACAUUCUCAGUAUUUCUGCGUGGAUUGUUGCCCAGGCAGCUCCUUUAAUGUUAGUUAUUAGAGCGUACCCUCUUCCUUACUGUGCCUCAAACAUAAUCAACCACUGCUACUGUGAUCAUAUUGGUAUAACCAUGCUGGCAUGCACUGACAGGGCACCUUAUGGUUUUCCUGCUUUUGUGUUAGCGAUGGUUACACUGCUGGGACCUCUGGCGUUUAUAGUUUUCUCUUAUUGCUCUAUAAUUAUAUCAGUACUGAAGAUAGCAAAUGUACAAGGUCGACUCAAAUUGCUGUCCACUUGUAGUACUCAACUGAUUAUAAUCGCACUCUAUUAUUUACCCAGAUGUUUUGUAUAUUUAGCCAGCAAUGUUGGUAUUACAUUUAGUGCUGAUGCGCGAAUAGUAAUUAUUAUGCUGUAUAGCCUUUGCCCUCCCAUGAUCAAUCCACUUAUAUACUGCUUAAGAGCUAAAGACAUGAGAGAAAGCUUGUGGAAGCAAUUCAGCAGAAAACUCAUUCCACAAAAAGCACAAGUUUCAGCUAUUAGUAACUGAUAAACUAAUUCAUUAUUCAGUGUUUUUGCUUUCUUCUUAUUGGCCAUCUCGCUUUGUGAGGACUGGAAAGAAUAAAAGUAUUGAUUAUGGAUAAAUUGAAAGCCAAAGCUAUCACCAAAGUUAAACAUUUCAUUUUAAACCAUGUUUUAAUGUAAAGUACAUUCUUAGAGAGAGACAAAAAGACUUUCUUUGUCUGGGUUAUCAGCAUUUAUUGAAUGAAACAGCCCCUUAUGUUUGUUCUGUAAAACAAAUAAUGUCAUUAUUACAGCAAUGUAUAAUCUCUGAUGCAGGUACAGAGGAAAACAAAUGGGUUCGCAAACCUUUCUGUCGACCUGCCAAGUUGUUAUGAAAAUUGUGUCAUGUAUUUUACUGUCAGAGUACAAGGUGAGCUCAAAAUAGAUACACAGAAUGAAGGUAUAUUUCAAACCUAUGUCUUGUAUGUUUAUCACAAAAUAUAAUCAAUAAAAUAUAUAUAAAUGAUGAAUAAUGACAGUCUUUUAAAUAUCCUGGGACGUGAACUGAACUGUUUAUGAGAUUGUUAACUUCUGUCCUGCACUUUACCUCCGAUCUUUCAGUGUCUCACACAGGUUUCUGGUGUCACCAGGCCAAAAACAGCUUCCUGGAAGUGGGAGCAUAGUAGUAGUAAUACAAUGCUAAAUCCAAAUUAUCCUUGCUUGCUCAUUCUUAAAAGAGUUACAUUAUUUGUCGACCUCCAGCAAAGAAAUGUUGGUUUUCUUGCUGCUUUGAAUACAACUGACCUGCAUUAAAGUCGGCUGCUCAACUUUUUUUUCUUGUUUUUAAUUUUAGAUUUAACAGUGCUUGACAGCACGUAUUUUGUCAUUUGUCUGGUUCUGUUUAUGACGCUUUAAUGGCAAGUAACAUGCACUUCACAUUUGUUCUAACAUAAUACAUUUAGCUAAUAAAUUGCAUCUUCUGAAGUAAGUCAUUACUGGAGAGAUGCAGUAUUUUGUUUUACUCUUACUUGAAUAAUUACUUUAAUGAGUACCUUUACUUCUACCUGAGUCAAUA
Dicentrarchus labrax (European seabass) is the source of this 2029-nucleotide messenger RNA. RefSeq names its product olfactory receptor 2AT4-like. The record is from RefSeq and is a predicted model, not a curated record. Lineage: Eukaryota; Metazoa; Chordata; Actinopteri; Moronidae. Bases 26 to 1000 code for a protein of 324 amino acids. Gene Ontology annotation, biological process: G protein-coupled receptor signaling pathway. Gene Ontology annotation, cellular component: membrane. The transcript has a single exon. Gene Ontology annotation, molecular function: G protein-coupled receptor activity; olfactory receptor activity.